AGCUAGCUUGCAGCUCCACACAAGCUCCUUUUCCCCACAGAGAGGAUCACAUUCAGCCCUUUGUUGGGGGGAGGGGGAGGACUGACUGGCACCUUGUGGAUAACAUUACUGGCCAGUCAAUAGCUGCAACAUCAGGAUGAGAACUAAAAACAAAAAAUCUCCUCUGAAAGCUUUUAUGAAACAACGAAGAAUGGGGCUGAAUGAAUUUAUCCAGAAAAUUGCAACCAACUCUUCAUAUUCAUGCAAACCCUCUGAAGUGCAGUCAAUCCUGAAUAUCUCACCCCCCCAAGAAUCAGAAUUACUGAAUGAAAAUUCCUCACCUCCUCCUAGCCAUUCUCAACAGAUCAACCUUGGUCCUUCAUCCAACCCUCAUGCAAAACCAUCUGACUUCCAGUUUCUGAAAAUCAUUGGCAAGGGUAGUUUUGGAAAGGUUCUUCUGGCAAGACACAAAGCAGAUGAGAAAUUCUAUGCAGUGAAGGUGCUUCAGAAAAAAGCAAUUCUUAAAAAGAAAGAGGAGAAACACAUAAUGUCAGAGCGCAAUGUACUGUUAAAAAAUGUGAAACACCCUUUCUUGGUUGGGCUCCACUUCUCUAUCCAAACAACUAGCAGACUGUAUUUUAUUCUGGACUACAUCAAUGGUGGAGAGUUGUUCUACCACCUCCAGAGAGAACGAUGUUUCUUGGAACCCAGAGCUCGUUUUUAUGCUGCUGAAAUAGCCAGUGCACUAGGAUACUUGCACUCUCUCAACAUUGUUUAUCGUGACUUGAAGCCAGAAAACAUUUUGUUGGAUUCCCAGGGCCACAUUGUUCUGACUGAUUUUGGCCUUUGUAAGGAGAACAUAGAGCCAAAUGGUAUUACAUCUACCUUCUGUGGUACUCCUGAGUAUCUUGCACCAGAAGUUCUGCACAAACAGCCUUAUGACAGGACAGUUGACUGGUGGUGUCUGGGAGCAGUGUUGUACGAGAUGUUGUAUGGCCUGCCUCCUUUCUACAGUAGAAACACUGCUGAAAUGUAUGACAAUAUCUUGAACAAGCCACUGCAGCUAAAACCAAACAUAACCAACUCAGCCAGGAACCUCCUGGAGGGUCUUCUGCAGAAGGACCGGACAAAAAGGACUGGUGCAAAGACCGACUUUAUGGAGAUUAAGAACCACAUAUUUUUCUCUCCAAUUGACUGGGAUGAUCUGAUUAAUAAGAAGAUUACACCUCCCUUCAACCCAAAUGUGAGUGGCCCAAGUGACCUGCAACACUUUGAUCCUGAAUUUACAGAUGAGCCUGUCCCCAAUUCUAUUGGCCAGUCUCCGGACAGCAUCCUUAUAACUGCCAGCAUUAAAGAAGCUGCAGAAGCAUUCAUGGGCUUUUCUUAUGCUCCACCUAUGGACUCAUACCUUUGAGUGAUCCUACCUUCUCAUCUUGUAAUUAUUUACAAUCAAGUCACUUGAAUUUAUAUUUCCUUUUGAUGAAAUUUGCACAUCCUACCCGACCGCAUCACAGCCUUAAUUUCAACAUCCGUGGUAUUGAUGGAAGCAGCAAAUCAGUGGAGCUAAGAAAAGGAUAGAAAGUGACUUUGGAUUUCAUCUUCUGUUGGGAGAAAUAAGAAAUAUCUGCAGAAAUGGCAAUAUACAACCCUUAUAUUAUCAUACAGAGAGAUACAUGAGGGCUUGUUGAGUGUGGGACUUUUGCAACGUGCCUUUCUCUUUUGAGAGAUCUUGUCUAGCUUAAGAAUCAUCCAUAUGACCUGGAGGCUCUUUGGUUUUGACAGUGGUUUUACAAGUGAACAAUGGUAUGAGUGUGACGCUUAUCACAGUAACUGCGGUUUUGCACACGUUAAUGUGACAUGCAUUGAUCACUAACUUUGGGGCAUUGUAUAUUUCUUCCAUAUGUGGAAGCUAAAUUUAAUGUAGAUACAUUUUUUUUUUCCUAUAGAUUGUACUAACUAAAUGUAUUGUAAUGCACUUACAAUGACCUUUGUUAGAAUGCUUUAAGAAAAGCAUUGCUGCUAUUGAGAUUUCUAUUUUAAGAAAAAAAAAAUUUCUGGACCAAAAUGCCCCACAUUUAGUUGUUCAAGUCUGCAAUGCCUCGUUUAACAAACUUUAUUUAUGUUAUGUUUUUGACAUUCCAGACCAUUAUUGUGCAUAUUGUAUAUAAUGAAGAGUUGUAUAUUUAAACUGACAGAUAUGUCAAUGUACUGUAAUUAAUAAGAUAUGUAUUUUUUUUGUGACCAAACCUGUGGGUUUGCAUUAAAACUUAAAAAAAUACAUUGUCAUUUAUUUGUUUGUUUAUAAACAAGUGGAUUUGUAGGUUGAUAUGAUAGUGCAGAGCAUUCCGUAAAUAGGUAAAGCAUUCUCUUUGUUUAUUAAUAGGUUUAUCCUGUGCUUGGCUACAUUUUCCAUUGACAGAUCAACAUGUUGGUUUUAAAACUGGAUAAAAAGCAAAGCAACAUUUUAGGGUUAUGCAGCAAUGAAAAAUGCUUUUUACCUAUUAAGUGUGGCUUCCCAGUCAAAGACAGAACAGCACUGGCUGAGAUAAAAAUUACUGCUGCAGUUACAUCCAAUAAUAUCAUUGGGAAGUGAUUAGCAGCAAAUAAUGAGAGAAACUGAUAGAAUUCCACAUGCUAUACCAUAUUAAGUGGGUCUCUCUCAUAUGCUAAAUACAGUAUUUGGCUGUCUGCAUGCAGAUAUUUCAGUUCAGACAAAAAAGCCCCACUUUAAGCAGAUGUACAAUCUGGCCGAAGGCAUUCAAAAUCAAGUCUAGGCUUUGAGGGAUAGCUGGGUGAGUUUUAUUAAUCAACAUGGGAAAUUUUGCAGAAAAUGAUUUUGAAAAGACCACAUGAGCAAGUGUUUUGGUGGAGACACAAUUAAAGUGGACCUGUCACCCAAACAAAAUUAUUCCAAAUCCUAUUUUAUCACGUUAGUCAAGCAAAAUUAACUUUAAUUACACUGUAUAAAUUAUUUCAAUAUUGUUUCCAUCAGUCUGGGAACUCAUAAUUAUAGCAACCAGGAAGGAGGCAUUUUGUGGACACUGUUAAUAAGGCAAGCCUUGUAUCAUCUCAGAAUCUUGUUUGUGCACCAGGGGACAGGGACUCAAUGUCCAUCCCCAUGCCCUGGUUACACAAUUAAAUCGUUAAGAGAGCUGGGCGAAUGUAGGGAGAGCAGUGACAUCUAGGAAGUGCUGAAUGUAAAGUGAAAGUAAUUGCUUGCCCUGCCUCUAUGCCUAGGCAUAGAGGCGGGGUAGGCAAUAUUUGAUUGACAGCUAAAAUUUUUAAAAGCGUUUACAACAGCGAUGAAUGGUUUAAAAAAAAGAAAGAAAUUGGAUUACAUAUUUAAUUUAAAAAGGACUUUUAUUAUACAGAUUUUUAUGUCUGGGUGACGGGUCCACUUUAAUGGACUUCUGCUACUAAGAAACUUCUGUUUUUAAAUUGGCUGUCCGAGUCCAUUCCUUCACUGGCAGACAUUCUGUCUCUCCUAAACCAACUCUGCUGGCAAGAAGCAAUAAGGAUUAAAU
This is a messenger RNA of Xenopus laevis (African clawed frog), 3503 nucleotides long. RefSeq names its product serum/glucocorticoid regulated kinase 1 S homeolog (gene sgk1.S). Bases 137 to 1393 code for a protein of 418 amino acids. Gene Ontology annotation, cellular component: endoplasmic reticulum; cytoplasm; nucleus. The transcript is spliced from 11 exons. NCBI's taxonomy places the organism in Eukaryota, Metazoa, Chordata, Amphibia, Anura, Pipidae. Gene Ontology annotation, molecular function: protein kinase activity; ATP binding; nucleotide binding. The record is from RefSeq and is a predicted model, not a curated record.